Messenger RNA from Anastrepha obliqua, 9774 nucleotides. It is a transcript of the gene Tie, whose product is annotated as serine-rich adhesin for platelets. The record is from RefSeq and is a predicted model, not a curated record. NCBI's taxonomy places the organism in Eukaryota, Metazoa, Arthropoda, Insecta, Diptera, Tephritidae. The transcript is spliced from 6 exons. Gene Ontology annotation, molecular function: ATP binding; transmembrane receptor protein tyrosine kinase activity. Gene Ontology annotation, biological process: protein phosphorylation; cell surface receptor protein tyrosine kinase signaling pathway; positive regulation of kinase activity. The coding region runs from base 1418 to 5254 and encodes 1278 amino acids. Gene Ontology annotation, cellular component: signaling receptor complex.
AGAGAAGGCAGAACAAAUUUAGUAUCAAACGGAAACGGAUAUCAGUAUUGAAAAAGUAUUUAAAAAAAGUUUGGCACAAAGCACAAGCUUAAAGUCAAAAAACUUGCGAUCACGACGACCAUUUUAUAAUUGUGUUGACUGAUUUUCGGCUCUAGCCCAGCCGAAGCUUCAACGUCCAAUUCAGUUAACGCGAAGCAAUUCCAGGUUGAAGUCAUAGUCAGUGGAAAAAUCUAAAAUACAUUACUUACGGCGGCGAAUCGCCAAUUUGCCUCUGCUUCGAUAGUGAAGUGAAAUUAAAGAAGCAUAAAUAUGGAAUAUUGCCAAUCGUGAAAGAAGAAAGAAAAAAUAUUCCAUUUAAUAACUUUGCCGUGAAAUUUCAAGCAAUGUAAAUAACAACGCCCCAAUCCGCAGUGUUGUUUAAUAGGUGGGUGAUAGCAAGAGCUAGAUUUUAAUAUAUGUAUAUGAUACAUACACAAGUGCGCAAACAUAUUAGUCUUCAUGAGUUUGAAUGAGUGCUUUAAUCUAUAUAUACGAGUACAUAUACGUAUGUACAUAUGUGUGUUCAAGCUAAGCUUAAAUAUGUGAGUAUGCAAGCAUGCCAACGAAAACGCGAAACAAAACGAAACAUACAAAGUCGUGAAAUAAAGCAAGAGUUGAAAUAGCGAGUGAGAAAAUAAACAAUUUCCAAGAGUCGGUUGGAUAUAAAUACAUAUGUAUGUACAUACAUAUAUGCAUAGUUUAUGUGCGUGUUAGUGAAUUUUUCUGUAAAAAGUCAUAAUGUAAUACUAACGAAGAUGAAUGCAAUGUAGGGAACUAAACAACCGUCUAUUUAAACAAGUAUGUGAAAAUCAACAUUACACAGAGUGCAUAAAAAUAUUAGUACAAAGCCUGCAGUAAAGACACAUAUGUGCAUACAUACAUUUGCAAAUCUAUCCGAAGAUUUUUGCAACUCCAAAUGUGCAAAAAUGCGAAAAUGGUACUUUAAAUAAGCUGCCACUAACAAAUUUUAGAAAAAUUGUUUCGCCUCUUUUUACUCUCUACUGUUUGUAUGCACCAUUAAAGUGCUAAGUGCGCGAAAGUUUUGGUUUCAGAAAAAAAUUUCUGUUGUUCCGGCAGCUUUUUAAAUUUAAACAGGCACAUACUUUUUAAAUGUUUUCGAACGUUCCAAUGACUCAAAAACGUUCACUGUAUUACCAUCAAUUAGUGAAAGGUCUUUUACGGGACUUAAAUUAUAACGGCUUUUGCACUUACCCAUGCCUCUCGCUAGUAAAGUGUGAAGGAGUUAAAGUCGUAGAAGUUUAAUCAAUCGAACGACAUACACAAAUCAACCAGAGAGUGCAGAACAUAUAACGUAAAUAAAGCUCAUAGCAAUAUAAGCAGAAGUCCCGAGUAAUAUUCGCACCACUAAUACCUGGUGAUGAUGAAAAGCCAAUGGCGAGGGUACGCAGUUGAGCUGUUAGUGGUGGUGCUUUUAUUGAUGGUAUUCCGCAGUAGCAAUGGCAGAAACUUAGCAAUUUCACAGCAAUACAACGGUAGCAAUAGUAGUGUGGUGGAUGCUGAAUAUGAUAGUUCGAAACGAAAACCGCAAGCUGAGAAAAUUGUCGGUGCUACAAAUGUUGCAAACGACAGCAGUACGCAACAAGGGCUGAAGCAGCGUGAUACCAAAGAGAAAUCAGCAGUAAAUUUAAAGGUCGAAAAUGAAGAAAAAGUUGCAGAAUCGGGAUUUGCAUCGACAUUGCAAAUGGAAGCUGCGACGUUUCUUUCUUCCACUAUUUCUCCGCCAAUAACACCAACAACAUCUCCUAACUUCUUGUUAAUAUUAGAUCCAUUAACUUUAGCAGAGACGACACCAUCGCGAAUUUCUGUCGACUUAGAAAGUAACGAUAAUGUCUCAGAAGGAUUUUCGAGCAUUGACGUAGAUGCGGCAGAUCUUCUAAGCAUUACUCCAACAACUUACCGGCCUGCUCGACCUUCCGUCACACCAAACAGUUCCGCUAAGGAAAGAGAACGUAAGCUUAUGAACGUUUUGGCAGCGCGACGCAAUGCAUUGCAUCGGGGUAGUUUUCGUACCCGUGUAGGAACUACAGGGCGAACUGCUACUGUAGCAUCGCUGGAGACUACCUCUAAGACUCCCACAGAUCCACGUUCGAUUUGUAUACGAAAUUGCACAAAGAAUUUUACGCGCCGUACAACGGCGAGUUGCAUGCGACAGUGCUCAAACUUUUCGCGCACUUCCUGGCCAGUUAUUAACUCAACUGCUACAGGCAGCAUGAUAAUUGUUCGUUCAGCAUCCCGAAACAGCUUGGGCGCACAGGCUUUAGAUAGGGAUAACAACGAAAUUCUUUUCACGGAUGAAUCGUCGCAUGGUUUAUUUGUCGUGGCAAAGGAUCAAAAUGACACCUCAAACCAUAUAUCAGAUGCAACAAAAAGAGCGAAGUUUCGUCCUAGGAAUAAACUUUUAUCAUCGAUAACAGUAUCUCCCAGCUCCAUUGAGGAAGAUGAUAUUCAACCCUAUUUAUACUUUGGCCAAAAAUUACCACCUAUUAGGCCAGCUAGUCUAACAAUCACUUCAGUUAGCGAAGAUCAUCCGAAGUUAUUGGAAGUGUCUGCCGCACAGUUAGGUUCUACCACACCUGCAUCACUGGUAUCCACGCCAACUUUAUCAGCAGUAGAACGCAGUCGUUCACGAUACAAAUAUCGAGACCGGGGAUACGUCAAUACUCGGCGCUUUCCAAUUCGUGCAAGCGCAUUAGGAUCUGUUAAUCCCCUCGAAAACAGAAGUGCGAUUUUAUUAAAUACAAAAGAUAAUACUACUACUAUACAAAAGGAAACCUCUGACAGUGGAACUUUAGAAUCAGAAGGAAUAAGUGAAAAAAAUAUGGAGAAAAAAGCUAUAUCCAAAAUAGCUCAAAUACAAUCUACUACGUCUUCAGAUUCCUCUACUCCGUUAAUAAUAAAAGUGUUCGGUGAAGAAGAGGAAACAUCACAAACGGAUGAUUCUAUUAACGAAUCAGUGACCAAACUAACUAGUUCAGUUGAAUCUACCACAGUACAUAAAACAGGCUCCAUUGGCACUACUCUUAAUAUUUUGAGCAAUAAUCAAACUCAAAGUACUACCUCCUCUCCAAGUAUGUUGAUGAAAACUGUAUCAAAGUCAGCGGCAGUAAAAAUACCUUUUCAUAGAGCCUAUCCUACUACGAUCCGUACUUCUUCAACCACUUCGACUUCCCCCGCGUCUAAGGCAACAGCUAUAGAAACCGCGUAUUCAGAAACGACUCCAAUAUAUAUCAGUACCACACCAUUUACAUUGAUUUCCUCUUCCUCUACUACUGCAAAGACCAAGUCAAUCAUUAAGGAAGACAUUGAAAAGCUUCGCGCUCUUGGACCAAGCCUUACUCAAGUGAUAGAAAAUGAUGAAAAUUUUGUUAUAUUUCUCAAUCAGACGGCUUCCCACCCUUAUCCAUUGUUUGACACCGAUACCACCGAUACAACAGUCUCAAUACUGGGCACCACUGUGUUGACCUCGGUGCGUUCAACUGUGAACCCUCGGGCUGAAAACCCCUCCGGGGCAGUAGAAUACACCUCUACUGAAAUGAAUAAAGUUAGCCGUCCUUCUUUUGUCGGUAUUAUAGAGGCAGCACCAAUAGAAAACCCGACUCGGAAUGAACCGCCAAGCGAAAGCGGUGCAGAUAUUAAGUAUACUUAUGUCACAGAUGAAAGUAAGGUGUCACUAGAGAUGCGACGUGUCAAUAUUGCCACAAUGGUGUUGGCGGGUAUUGGAAUAAUACCCCUCUUUGCUCUUAUUCUUUACCUUGUGCGUUCAUAUCUACCCAGGCGUGGUGCCAAAAACGAAGAGGAUUUCGAUGUAUGUAUCACCGACCAGCAACCUAUAAGUCCAGUUAAGAAGCUUGAUUCCAAAUACCGCAGCAAAAGCGAGGAAGAGGAUUGCGAUGCUGAUCACCACACUGUUCACACAUCCCACCAUCAUUCGGCACACCAUAUGCCGAUGGUUUCGCAUGGAAAGACAACGUCACGAGAUGCUAACCACAACAACCGCUAUGAUGAACAGAGCUCUGUAACCAGCGACCAAGAAUUUGAUCGUAACAAUAUUCGUCUGAAAAGUCUGCUCGGUGAGGGGAAUUUCGGUCAGGUGUGGAAAGCUGAGGCUGAUGACCUUAGCGGUCACUUUGGCGCCACACGAAUUGUAGCAGUAAAGACAAUCCGGAAAUGUAGUGCGCAAGUCAGCUUGAAAGAGGAAGCAGACAUUAUGCGAAAGUUGGGUUCGCAUCAGAAUGUUGUUACACUGCUUGGCGCCUGUGUAGAGAUAGAACCGCACAUGUUGAUUAUGGAGUACGCGAUGCGAGGCCGGUUGCUUUCACUGCUGCGUGCUGCUCGCAGUGCUACAAAUAUUUUACCAGCUUCUGUACCAGGAGGCCGAAGCCUGUCACCUUUGUCACCGCGAACGCUUGGGGGAUUUGCAUUAGACAUUGCUUGUGGAAUGGAGUAUAUUGCCGAAAGGAGGAUCGUGCAUCGGGAUCUUGCUGCACGCAAUAUCUUACUUGAUCAUAAUGGAAUUUGUAAAAUAUGUGAUUUCGGUAUGUCUUUUGACUUGGAUUCUGAGCGCAGAAGGAAAGAGGAAGAGAAAAACUCUGUGAAUGAAAUUGUGCGUAGCAAUACGAAAAAAAAUAAAUUCGAUUUCGGCAGCCGGUUUAUAAUGAACCAUUGGAACAACAACUUUAAUGGACAGGAGAGCAGCCUAACUUCAACAAAAGAUGACAAUGAAAAGAAGCCGAAUGCUCAUGGCCAUGGUCAUGACACAAUUAGCCGUAAGCCAGCGUUACCUAUACGGUGGAUGGCGCCGGAAGCACUACAGUAUCAUAUUUUUACACGGGAAACUGACGUAUGGGCUUUUGGCAUUGUCCUCUGGGAAAUAGCAACAUUGGGUUCUACACCGUAUGCUCAUCUAUCAGGGCGAGAAGUUAUACGACGAGUUCCUAGUGGGCUUCGACCAGAGCUACCCAAGGAAGGACGACAUGAGUUUUAUAACUUAAUGAAUCGCUGUUGGCAAAAUGAUCCACACCAACGUCCGUCGUUCACAUAUGCGCGAAAGGAAAUAUCUUAUUAUUUACACAAGUGGGUCGAUGAUGACUCCACCGCCUCUGAUUAUAUGGAUGUUAGCGGGUUCAGUGAAGAUCUGGAGCACGGCAUGGUGUACUUCAAUCACCGAAUAUCCGAAUUCGAAUGCGAAAUAUGACGAUGACUCAAUCCUUCCUUUUUCAAUAUAUUUUCUUUCAAUUUGCUAUAUAUUCGAACUUCUUUACUCUUUAGAUGAUCAAAAGUUUAUUCAUUUCCAAAAUAGUUCGAAAUUUAAAGGUUCUCUUCUUCUUUAAAUGAAGCUUUAUUUGAAAGCCUUAUCUACACUAUGCACUAAGAAUUUCAAGUGCUGGGAGCAGUAUUAUUUAAAUAUUUCAAAUUAAGCGAGGAAAGCGGGUAAAGAGAAAACACGAUGUUGGUUCUUUACACAUCUUUGUAGAAUAGCAUGGUUUUAUUUGAUUCAAUAUGUAAUAAAAUGUAAAUAUUAAAUUUAUGUUGCUAUAAGCUAGAUUAACAGGAAUAUUUUUAAUUUUAGUGCACCAUUAUUGUAUUAUUUAAUGUAUAAAACGAAGACAAUUUAAAAUGAUUAAGAUUCUCUAGUCUGUAUUAAAAAAUGUAUGCCCACAUGCAUAUACAUAUAUAAAUAUGCAUACAGUUAUACAUAUUUUCAUAUAUGCAUACGAAUAUAUAUUAAGAGUAUUCUGUUAUGUAGUUUCGAAAUUGCAAUUAUAUUUUAACGUUUUGUAAAAGUGCUUUGAAGUCAAAGUCCAGCCGUUUUACAAUUUUUGACUAAGACUUUGCGAUAAACUGUACUAUUUUCGAACAUUGUUUUCUAAAAUUCGCUACAAUUAUUCCUGCCUAUACCAACUUACCAGCACCAGGGACCGGUCACGAAUGCACCACUUGGUAUAUCCCAGUAGUCCGAGCCCACUAUAUUCGCAAGGCUUUCGAGAUAUAUAUGUACAUACACCCUUUUUGGGUGUUUGGCCGAGCUCCUCCUCCUAUUUGUGGUGUACGUCUUGAUGUUGUUCCACAAAUGGAGGGACCUACAGUUUCAAGUCGACUCCGAACGGCAGAUAUUUUCAUGAGGAGAUUUUUCAUGGCAGAAAUACACUCGGAGGUUUGCCAUUGCCUGCCGAAGGGCGACCGCUAUUAGAAAAAAGUUUUUUUUUUAAUUUUGGUGUUUCACCAAGAUUCGAACUUAUAUUCACUCUGUGAAUUCCGAAUGGUAGUCACGCACCAACCCAUUCGGCUACGGCCGCCAACGCUUUCGAUACACGUAGAUAUAUUUAAUAUUGGCAUGUCCUAGCUAGGAGGCCAUAGCCACCGCAGAGUUACAAUGCAGAUUGCAUAAUAGACAGCAUCUACUAACAAAUACGAAUACAAAAUAAAUGUACUUUACAUGCCAUUUAUUUAAGAAGUUUGGUUUUGCUGGGUUAUAAAACAACAUAAAUUUUUGCACAUACACACAUAUGUAUGUAUAUUUAGUUAUAAAGCUGAUGAUAUUACCAAGCAAAAUAUAAUUUUUUUCUUCGGAUGUUUGUGUAUGAAAAAUCUUUUUUUUGUCGGGACAACUAGUAAGUACAACACUCGGACAACAUUAAGUCCAUUGUACUGCUCUCGGACUCCCUUUUAGUUUUCUUUAAAUCUGAGUAGAUCGUGUAGUGCCAAGGAGCCAAGGUGCUCGCUUCUUAACGCAUCAGUACAUCAAAUAUCUCAAACCUGAUUCCAGCCAAGGCGGGGCAGAUGCACAGAAAGUGGUCCGGUGGUCAGCUUAGUCCAUCUGCAGCCUUUCUCGGCCUGUGAAGCUCGCUUGUGGGCUGUAGUAACCCAUUUGCUAACCGUGGCUUUGAUGGCUGCCGAAGGGAGUGGCAGAAUGGGCUCCGGGCCAUAAAAAUUGAUCUCAGAGCGCAUCCUAGCUAAGAAAUCAGAGGUCUCGUUAUACACAAUAUCCACGUGUCACGUUUUACCAUUAGGCUAUUAUGUCUACCGACAUAGUUCAGCUUGGAUUUACUGGACUCGACUACCCCUGAAGUAUGAAUGCAUUCCAAGAUCAAAGUGCAGUUUGACCCCAGAGCUGGUUCUGGAGCCAACCGUGAAAAUGCGAAAACAGUGUUUGCCGGACUCAUUUUAUGAGUUUGACCACAAUUGAGUCUCUGGCAACACUAUAUCGCUUUUCAAGUACCACACUUGAUGGCUUGGAGUCAAGGGGCAUGGAGAGAAUCGUUGGAUCGAAGUCCACGCCUUAUCUGUUGUUCAAUGCCGGGAAGGGGCUGUACCAGUUCCCAUUAUGUUUCAGCAAGCAGAUGACCUUCAAGGCCUCUCCUUGGAUGAAAGCACUAAGUGGUGGUAUACCAACCAGAGCAUCUAAUACCGUGCCUGAAGUAGUCGGAAAAGAUCCGGUCCCUGCUCGCAGAGCUGCAAAUACUGUCGAAAGUGGCAUUAUCAAUAGCCCCUUUUAUAUCCAAAAAGAUGCCCAUAGCGUAGUCCCUCUUGCCGAUGGCCUGCUCAACCGUAUCAACAAGGUUUUGCAAUGCCGACUCGCAGAAUCUUCAGCGACUUCUGACGCAUAUGCAACUCCUUUAACCGUUCGAGACUUUUCCGCAUGAAUGCGGUCAUGCUGAUGGGUCUACUGCUUUUAGGGCUGGUGUAGUCAUCUCUCCCAACCUUAGGGAUGAAAGCGACUCUCACCAUCCUCCAAGAGCGUGGUAUAUAAGCCAGUGCCCGCAGGCAGUAUGCGUGUAACAGUUUUGACAACGGUCUCUUUCGCUAAGGGCUUUUGUCGGCCAAUGCUUAUCUGAUUACCUGGAAAGUGAGAGUCCAUCAGCAAGCUGAAUGUCUCGCUUUGCUUCUCCAGGAGCCAUUAGAUUUCCUAAGUGACCCCAGCCUUGCGGUUGGAUCCCUUUUCAGAAUUCUAACCAAUUUCGGCAUGUCACUUAGAGAUUCAAUACCGCCGCAGAAUUCCCUAAAGUAAGCCCUUUUCGACUACCGAAUUAGUUUCUGAUAGUUCUUCUGAACAUGACGGUAGCGCUCCCAGUCCUCAACAAGAUUAAUCUUGAGGGUCCGGUUUAGAAGUUUUCUGGACUCACGCAUCAAUGCUUGGAGCUCUCGAUUCCACCACGGAAUGGGGAGUCCGAUCAAGGAGAGGUCGAAUUGGUUAGGCUGACUCAAACAUUCAACUCGGCCCCUUGUUCUUUCCGAAGCCUUGGUGGCGUCACGUCAAACCCCCGCAACGUCCCCCUAAACUUCUGCCAGUCUGUUUUUCUGGGGUUUCUAGAGGGCAAUGGCAUUUGUGCCUCCUCGCCACACUGAAACUUAAUAUUCAGCAAGGACUUUCCAGUUCUUGAUUGAGCACCCAAGCUUUGAAUUUGAUAAGGUGAGAUCAAUUACCUCCUGCCUUCUAGCAGUAAUAAACAUCGGCUGGUUGCCCUUGUGGUGUAUGUUUAGGCAAGAGGAAACGAUAGAGUCUCGCUCAUUGCAUUUGCUGCUGUCCCAGAUUGUAUGCUGGGCAUUAGCAUCGCAGCAGAGAACAAGACCCAGAUUGCGCCGCUCACAGAACCUCACGACACUGGUGGCUUUCCAGGGUAUCGUAAGGAAAAUAAGCAGAUGCAAUCACAAACCUCAGCCAUUACCUUCUACCCAUCAUAACACACCUCAGUAGCUGAUAGGUCUUGGAAACAGAAUUGCUCAAGACCCGUCACAGUAAGAUGGGAUGAUACUAUAAGACCAGUCUAGGUCUACUCGAACUCCUGUUAUAUAAUACUGUGGCCCCUUUCAACGCGCUAAGCCCACAGUGGCGGCCCCUAAAUGAAAAAUCUUUGUGUGUGAAAAAUCUUUACCAAAAACCACACUUGAAAAAAAACCACUUAACUUUGAACGACAUUACCUUUUACUAUAAAAGAAAAUGUACAAAAAAUAAGACGCGAUAAUAAAACAAAUGGUAUUUUUUGAGUUCUUCAAUAGUAUAGUAAGUACAAAUAAAAGAAACAUAAAUUCUAAAAUACAACUGCCACGUACUUUUAAUUGUUUGUGCAGUGAUUUUUUAUUCUUUGCUUUUCAUUUGUAUUCUUUUUGUACCGAAAGAAAUAAAAUUGGACUGCCUCAGGACAGACCCCUAGGUGGUAUUUCGCUAUCUACAAUUUAAUUCUGUCGUGGCGAUUGACGCUAAAUUCUAUUUACGCAAAGACAACAGCUACUACGUCUACUGAAGUCGGCCUGUUAAAUGUUAUCUUGUUUAGCUAUUUAAGCUUCUUUUUGCAUUUACAGAUACUAAACAUACUUUUUUCUGUUCGAGCAGGAAAUCUUGCAGGAAUUAGCUGUUUCCAUGUUAUGUGCAUAUGUUACUUAUUCGUCAUGGUUUGCAGGAAAAACUGUUUUAUAAAAAAAGAAAAAUGUUAAAUUUAAGUUAUACUGAGUUACAGUCAAGGGCACCCCUAACAUGUACAUAUGUAAAUAUAUAAAUAGCGCACCUCUCCAAAAAACUUUAUUUAUUAUUAUACAGUUGUUUGGAUUUGUUUAACCUAUUGAACAAGGCAGACAUGCUGGAGAAUACAUAUGUUUAUAGUCUUUUACGAUGUGUUUUACUUACAUACAUAUAUACUUAUAUAUUAUAAGUAUAUCUAGGUAUACAAAUAUGACAAUUUUCUGUAAAAAAUAAACUAACUGUAAUCUUCAAGCAAA